AUGGCCGGAAUCAGGUUGCCGCCAGAGGAUGCAGACGUCUCGCAGGCGACGCGGCAGGUGGCUGCCGUAGAUCUGAUCUCCGACGACGAUCGGUCCGUGACCGCAGACUCCUGGUCCAUUAAGAGCGAGUACGGCAGUACUCUCGAUGACGAGCAGCGCCACGCUGAUGCCACCGAAGCCCUCUCCGUUGCCGCCUAUCGUGCCCCCUCCGAAUACAGUUCUGACAAGGAGGAGCCAGAUGCUGAAGCGGUUUCAUCAUUGCUGGGUUUUCAGAGUUAUUGGGAUGCCACAUAUGCUGAUGAGUUGGCGAAUUUUCGGGAGCAUGGUCAUAUUGGUGAAGUUUGGUUUGGAGCUGAUGUGAUGGAAAUUGUUGCUUCUUGGACCAAAAACUUGUGUAUUGGAAUAUCUCAACGUCACUUGCCAAAUCAUGUAGAUAAUGAAAAUAAUUUGUCUGCUGGAGAGCCUGAAAAGGAGUUGUCUAACUGGAGUGUGCUGGACGUUGGGACUGGUAAUGGUUUGCUUCUUCAGGAGUUUGCAAAGCAGGGGUUCUCUGAUCUCACUGGAACGGAUUAUAGUGAAGGAGCAAUAGAUCUAGCUCGAAGCCUUGCCGAUCGUGCUGAAUUCACCAAUAUUAAGUUCUUGGUUGAUGACAUUCUGGAUACCAAAUUAGAUAAAAAGUUUCAGCUUGUCAUAGAUAAGGGAACUCUAGAUGCCGUUGGAUUGCAUCCUGAUGGUCCUUUCAAAAGGUCAAUGUAUUGGGACUCCAUCUCGAGUCUUGUGGCUUCUGGUGGAUUAUUGGUUAUCACGUCAUGCAACAGUACGAAAGAUGAGCUGAUACAAGAGGUGGAGGCUUUCAAUCAAAGGAGUGGCACGUCUCCAGAAUCCGACACUGCUGUUGACGUAGAAGCUUCCAGAGAUCCCUCUCCAUUCCAAUACAUUGACCAUGUUCAGUCAUAUCCAACAUUUACUCGAAGGGAAAGGUGUCUGACAUAUCACCAAGGUGUACGGGUGCAAGGUGGUGUUGGUGAUACAUUUAUGUAUCAUACAAAUUCUUCGCAUGGUCACAUUGGUGUUUAUGUAAGGUGCGAGGAAUCAGGUUGGUGCGGGCUCGUACCUUCGUGGCUUCGCAUAAGGUGCAAGGAAUCAGUCUAUGACUAUGAAGCUCGUCAUGACCAAUGUAUGCAUAAGAAUUUGAUGCGAUAUAUAGUAUUAAAAUUGCUUGGAAACCCUGUUCGGAGAGGCGGAACAGACUGUCCUCCAUCGUCUUUAAUUGAGGUGCUCUGGAUCGGGGUACAUUUGACCUAA
This is a messenger RNA of Fraxinus pennsylvanica, 1305 nucleotides long. The record is from the annotation of a GenBank genome assembly. NCBI's taxonomy places the organism in Eukaryota, Viridiplantae, Streptophyta, Magnoliopsida, Lamiales, Oleaceae.